AAACUGUCUAGGUUGUCGUAUGUUCAAGUCGAAACGCUCAGGUCUCGUACGGCGACUCUGGAGAAGCCGUCUGGUCACCGAGAGCGACGGGCGGGAUGGAAGCAGGCGAGCGGAGGCAGGACGGAACGGUCCGUGCGGCAGACACUCAGGAAAGCUCCACAGACACGAGCAGCGGUCGGUGACGCACGCUGACCCGGCUCCGGGACUCGCCGGGGAGGCUGGAGAGCCGACGGAGGGCGCGGAGAGGGAGGACGAGGAGCAGCCCGACGAUGACCGGGGGGCCAUGUGCGUCCCGGUGCACAGAGGCUCCCGGCGCGGGCAGGAGGGCGACGGUGGGACGGUGACGUGUUGUUUGUUUGGGGAAUGGGAUCUGAGGUCUCGGAGCCCUUACUGGGCCCCGAGGAAAGAUGGAAGUGGCCCUUGUCAGUGCGCACCGAGGCGUGUGGGGCUGGAGGAGGAACUGGCGAGCACCGCUAAUGCAUUUUUGAAAAGACUGAAGGAGAGAUGCCUGGACGCCCUGGUGAAAGCUGUGGAGACCAGAGGAGGAGCACCAAGCGAGUGCGUCAUGGUGCCGAGCACGGAGCUGCGGCUCGGGGCUCAUCUGGUCUCUCCACAGCACCUCCUGUGUAAGAUGUUCCGCUGGAGCGACCUGCCGGUCUCAGCCCGACUCAAGGCGCUGAGCCACUGCCAGAGCUUCGGCUCGGUGGACAGCGCCAAGGUGUGCUGCAACCCGCAUCACUACAGCCGCCUAUGUGGGCCAGAAUCGCCUCCUCCUCCGUACUCUCGUUCAGACGAACACAAGCCACUGGACUCAACUCUGUCUUACACUGAAACUGCACCCCCCCUCCUCCCCAGUCCACCUCACAUCAUGCCAAGAGACUACACAGACACUGGUACCUCCCUCGGCUCCUCCAGCUCCGCCGGUCAUCGCUCUCACUGGUGCAGCGUCGCCUACUGGGAGCAGCGCACCCGAGUGGGUCGCCUCUAUCCCGCCUACGAGCCCUCGCUCAGCAUCUUCUAUGACCUACCUCAGGGCACCGGCCUCUGCCUCGGCCAGCUCCAUGCCAACGCCUACCACAGUCGCCGUGACGACCCGGGCGGCUCGUCGGGCCUCCACGGACGCCACGGCCACGGAGGCGGAGGGAACAGCAGCAGCAGCAGCAGCAGCAGCAGCGGCGUGCAACAGAUUCGCAGUAAAAUCGGUUUCGGCAUCGUGCUGAGUCGUGAGCCGGACGGAGUUUGGGUGUACAACCGCAGCCAGCACCCGGUGUUCGUGCACUCGCCCACCCUGGACCCGCCCAGCGCCCGAGGACUGAGCGUGAAGAGGGUGAUGCCGGGCUUCUCCCUCAAGGUGUUCGACUACGAGUGCUCCAGCUGGAUGGCGGAGCACGGCGUGAAGCCCGAGAGCCAGGAGGGGCCCUGGGACCCCCACAGUGUUCGUAUCAGUUUCGCUAAAGGAUGGGGCCCCUGUUACUCCAGACAGUUCAUCACCUCCUGCCCCUGCUGGCUGGAGGUGCUGCUCAACAACCACAGAUAGCACACAGACAUUCAGACUCACACGAGGCGUCCUGACCCAGUAUCCUAAUUGUAAUCUACCUAGAUUUAAUAUAAAAUUUAUAUAUUAUAUAAAAUAUAUUAUACAUGUAAAUACUUGAGUCAUUUUUACGAUGCAAUUAUUUAUGUAUACUGUAAUGUGUAUAUGGACAAAAUAAAAAAGGAACAAGAAUAUGCACUUUUGAUUCGCUAUAUGCAUUACAGAUUCUCAGUGUCAUUUUGCAAAAACAUAAACUGUACAAAAAAAAAGACAAACCUGGUUUAUGUUCUCAUGAUUUAGCAUUUCCUUCAAGAAGUAUGCCACACAUGCAUUGUCAAUAAAGUAUUUGUAUUAAAUGAA
This is a messenger RNA of Amphiprion ocellaris (clown anemonefish), 1894 nucleotides long. RefSeq names its product SMAD family member 6a (gene smad6a). Gene Ontology annotation, molecular function: I-SMAD binding; transcription regulator inhibitor activity. The record is from RefSeq and is a predicted model, not a curated record. Gene Ontology annotation, biological process: SMAD protein signal transduction; cell differentiation; anatomical structure morphogenesis. Gene Ontology annotation, cellular component: heteromeric SMAD protein complex. Lineage: Eukaryota; Metazoa; Chordata; Actinopteri; Pomacentridae. The transcript is spliced from 4 exons. The coding region runs from base 20 to 1537 and encodes 505 amino acids.